AUGACGAGACUCGUACUGCUCGCGGCCGCGGCGGCCGCCGGUCGGUUCUGCAAGGACUUCCACUCGCCGCGCCCCGAAACGCUGUACAAGCUGCUCCGCACGGUCCCGGAGCACGUUUUGGCCGUCGAUAAGCUGCGCACGGGCCCGCACCACAAGGAACGGGAAAGCGUGACGGCGCUCGCGGCCAAAUGUUGUUCAGUUUAUCCCGGCCAGACGGGCGCGCGGGCCGAGCGGGUCAAGGGCGACGUCGCGUUCGUCGCCGUUCAUUUCAAGCAGUUCGCGGCGUUCUUCGCGCGCGCCUGGCCGGCCCUCGAACAACGCAACCAGAAUUUCGUGCUCUACACGUUCGGGAACGACGACAACAUGCCCUGGGAGUUCUUUCAAUGCCACGGACUCGGAACCGACCGGUUGCGGGCGUUCCUCGGCGCGCCGCAGCUCCGUGGCUGGUUCACGCAGAACCUGGACGCGGCGCGGAGCCGCAAUAAACGACGGGGCCACUCGAAGUGCGCCGACGGGCUCAUGAGGUCGUGGCCGAAGUACGACGCGGAUCUCGACGCCACGCUGCGAGCGAAGCUCCAUUUUGUGCCGAUCGGGAUUAAGAUUCUCACCGGUCGGACGGGCGAUGGCUGCGCGGCCGCGAGGACGCUCGACGCGCUGCGCAUGUCUAGGCCUCCCUUCGCCCGGCGUUCGCCACGAAUCUUGGUGGCGCUGGGCACCGCCGGCCCUAACAGGGACCGUCGGGCGGAGGUCGUCAAACUGCUCUCGGGGCGACCGGAUGUCGCCCACGUCGUCGAGGGCCACUUGGACCAAGACGAAUUCUACCGUCAGUUCACCCAGUUCCAAUUCGUGGCGGCGCCCGGCUCGCACGGCCAGGACACGUACCCCUUCUGGGAGGCCGUCGCGCUCGGCGCCGUGCCCGUCACGCUGCGGGGACCGCUCGACGGGCUCUACUCCAAGGUGCCCUGCGUCCUCGUCGACGACUGGCGACCCAUCACUCCGGCCGAUCUCGUCGCCUGGCGUCAGAACUUGACCGAGCGGUUCGGGGACCUCGACGCCGCGACGCGGACCGCGCGGAGGACUGUUUUGAACAGCACGUUCUGGGCCGAACAAAUCCGCGCGAUGGCGUAA
This is a messenger RNA of Pelagomonas calceolata, 1128 nucleotides long. NCBI's taxonomy places the organism in Eukaryota, Pelagophyceae, Pelagomonadales, Pelagomonadaceae. The record is from the annotation of a GenBank genome assembly.